Messenger RNA from Klebsormidium nitens, 615 nucleotides. Lineage: Eukaryota; Viridiplantae; Streptophyta; Klebsormidiophyceae; Klebsormidiales; Klebsormidiaceae. The record is from the annotation of a GenBank genome assembly.
CAUCGGUGUCGGAGCGGGCUUACCGUUGGGGAAUUCGAUGCCAAGGUCGCUCAGGAAAGCGGGAUAAAGAAGAAUAAGCGCCUGCAACGGCACACGAAGGGCGCCUUCGUCUUCUCGUGCCCUCAUUGUGUCAUCUAUGGCUUCCACGUCAUGCUCCGCGGGGAGUCGCCGCGAGACCCCUUCACCGUCCUGUACACGCGGCUCAAUCGGAGAGAUCUUCCUCUGUACCUCAUCCACGACAACGCCUGCAAGAUGCGCACCUACGCGAUGCGGAGAGAGCCAGCGUUCUUUGCAGACGUUCGGUUCCUGGUCGAUAGAUUCCACUUCCACCACACAACCGCCGAGGCACACAAGUGUGGUCCAUCAUACAACACAGACUACUACGACUCUGUGCGUUGGGUCAACACGUCGGCAGCGGAGUCGUGCAACGCGUUUCUCGUGAACUUCAAGACGCAAGCGUGGUAUAGGAGCCUCGUUGCAUUCAUGAUCAUCCUUCCUAACCUAGUCAGCGGAAGAAAUAGCGACUUGCUACGGGUUGACGAACCAAAGCUGCGCAUUGCGAGCAGAGCAGACACGUGGAGACCGGCUGUACGGCAACGGCUCUUGAUGUACUAA